Molecule: messenger RNA, 2562 nt
Organism: Arvicanthis niloticus (Nile rat)
Lineage: Eukaryota; Metazoa; Chordata; Mammalia; Rodentia; Muridae
Product: vomeronasal type-2 receptor 116-like
Biological process (GO): G protein-coupled receptor signaling pathway
Cellular component (GO): plasma membrane
Molecular function (GO): G protein-coupled receptor activity
Source: RefSeq, a predicted model, not a curated record
AUGGUCACUUUCGUUUCUUUCUUCUUGAUGCUGAAGCUUUCUAGGCUCCAGUGCAAUUUAGAUAUGCCAAGGUGUUUGAUAUCCUUGACAGACAAUGUAUACCAGGAUGGAGACAUGGUGAUCAAUGUGUUCUUGCCCCUGUAUACCUAUCAAACGAAACGCACUGAAGGGCCAGAGAACACAGACAUUCAUCCAUGGAUCAGUCCCAACAACUACCAAUUUGUGAUAGCUUUGAAAUUUGCCAUCAAGGAGAUCAAUACAAAUGCCCUCAUUUUACCUAACAUGUCUCUGGGAUACAGUAUUUACAGUGCUGGGACAAGUCAAGAGGAUACAAUGAUAAGUUUCCUCAUUUGGCUCACAGGGCAGGUCAAAACCUUGCCAAACUACAACUGCAAAAGUGAUGAAAAAUCUGUGGCUGUAUUCACAGGAACAACAUGGGAAAUUUCCUCCAUAAUUGGGACAUUGCUGGGACUAUAUAAACAUCCACAGCUCACCUUUGGACAUUUUGAACCAAAUAUGAAUGAUCCUGGGAAGUUUCCAUCUCUGUAUCAGAUGGCCUCCAAGGUCUCUUCUCUGGCCUUAGGCAUGGUCUCAUUAAUUACCCAUUUCAGGUGGAAUUGGGUUGGGUUGGUCAUCUCAGAUGAUGAGAAAGGUGUUCACUUUGCCUCAGAGUUGAUACCAGAGAUGGAAACAAAUGGAGUUUGUGUGGCUUUCAUGGAAAUGAUCCCGGUUGGCCAUAUGUUCAGUAUGAGAGAAUCUGAUGUCUAUAACAGCCCAAUUGUAAGGAACUCAGUAAAAGUUGUUAUCAUUUAUGGUAACACUGACUCUUCUUUAGGUGUGCUCUUUAGAAGAUGGGAACAUAUAUUUCCAUGGAGAAUCUGGGUCACUUCUUCAAACUGGGAAGUCAUCAGUGCUAUGAGACAUUUUAUUCUUGACUCAUUCCAUGGAACUCUCAUAUUUUCACAACACCAUGGCGAGAUUUCUACUUUUAAAGAGUUUGUAAAGGCUGUGAGCCCUUCUAAAUACCCAGAUGACAUCUUUCUUGCAAGGUUGUGGGAGAUUUACUUUGAUUGUGCAAUAUCUAAUGCUACCUGUAAAUCUUUAAAACAUUGUUCUUCUAGAGGUUCCUUAGAAUUUUUACCUUGGUAUCACUUUGACAUGGCAAUGAGUGAUGGCAGUUACCAGGUAUAUAAUGCUGUGUAUGCUGUGGCCCACACACUUCACAAGAUGCUUAUACAACAAGUAGACAUACAAGGAAUGAAAAAUCAUGGAAAAAUGAAAUUUGCUUCCUGGAAGUUAAACCACCUACUGAAGACCAUUCAAUUCAUGAAUCCAAGUGGAGACCCAGUAACAUUGAAUCCUUCAAAAAAUUUGUAUGUAGAAUAUGACAUUCUGAAUUUCUGGAAUUUUCCACAAGGUCUUGGACAUAAAAUAAAAGUAGGAAUGUUUUCUCCAUAUUUGCCACCUGGUCAACAAUUGUCAUUGUCUGAGGAAAGUAUAGAGUGGAGUACAGGACUGGGACAGACUCCCAUGUCUGUAUGCAGUGAAAGUUGUAGACCUGGAUUCAGAAAAUCUCUUCAGGAUGGCAAGGCUCUAUGUUGCUUUGAUUGCAUCCUCUGCCCAGAAAAUGAAAUCUCCAAUGGAACAGGCAAGUAUAUUGAUCAAUGUAUGAAGUGUGCAGAUAAUCAGUAUGCCAACAUAGAAAGAACUCACUGCCUCCAAAAAACAGUGACAUAUUUGGCUUAUGAAGAUCCCUUGGGGAUAACACUGGCAUGCAUGACCCUGUGCUUUUCUACUAUCACCACACUUGUAUUUGUGAUUUUUGUGAAGUACAGAAAGACUCCUGUUGUGAAGGCCAAUAACAGUACUCUCAGCUACAUACUACUCAUCUCCCUCAACUUCUGCUUUCUUUGCUCCUUUCUCUUCAUUGGUCAGCCCAACACAGCCACCUGCAUUCUGCAGCAGACCACAUUUGGAGUUGCUUUCACAGUGGCUGUAUCUACUAUCUUGGCCAAAACCAUUACAGUAAUCCUGGCCUUCAAGAGCACAACUCCGGGAAGAAGAAUGAGAGGAUUUCUUAGAUCAGGGUCAACCAAAUUUAUUAUCCCCAUUUGCACACUUAUACAAAUUAUCUUCUGUGGAAUCUGGAUGGUAACUUCUCCUCCUUUUGUGGAUGAAGAUGCACAUUCUGAACAUGGUCAGACCAUGAUUGUGUGCAACAAGGGCUCAGCCACAGCUUUCUACUUCAACCUAGGAUACCUUGGGGCUCUGUCCAUAGGGAGCUUCAUAGUAGCUUUCUUGGCCAGGAACCUGCCAGACACUUUCAAUGAAGCCAAGUUUCUGACAUUCAGUAUGCUGGUGUUCUGCAGUGUAUGGAUUGCAUUUCUCCCUGUCUACCAUAGUACUAAUGGGAAUGUUAUGGUGGCUGUGGAAGUCUUCUCCAUCUUGGCCUCUAGUGCAGGGAUAUUAGGCUGUAUUUUUAUCCCCAAGUGUUAUAUUAUUUUUAUGAGACCUGAAAAGUACUCUUUGAAAGUCAUGAGGCACAGCUUUCAAUGGAAAUAA